AUGACGUACUCUGUUGCUGGCAGAAAAAUUUCCUUAGAGCUAGCGAAGUUCGAAAGAAAAACCAUCACUCGCCAGGAGGAGACUGAUAUGGCAGGGGAAUUAAUCCUGUGCGUGUUUUAUACAUUGCUUGCAAUCCUCAUUACCAGUGUCAACGUUCUUAUCAUCGUAAUAUUUUUUAGAGAGAAACUUCGUCGAAAGCGAAGUAAUUAUCUUCUAAUCAGUCUGGCCGUGGCUGAUCUUCUGGUGGGAGUACUAGUUCUUCCCCUUUUCAUUACAGUCACUUUGACUCGACCGUCGCCGCAAGUCGCAUCGCUAAGUUAUCUUUUGGACAUCAUAACUGGUUUGGCAUCAAUCUUUACUCUCGGCGUGAUUUCGUUGGAGAGAAUGUACGCCGUUUGCUGGCCUUUCCUUCACCAAAAGCUCAGCCAGUGUUCUUACGUUUUUGCCUCGUGUAUGCCAUGGGCCUUGGUUGUUUCUGGGCCUGUGAUAGGGAGACUUAUCGCAGAUCAUUACUUAAGUGACGUCCUCAUUAUCACCUCACUCCUACUGCCACUUACAAUUAUUUGCUCUUCAUACGUUGCCAUUUGGAGAAAGCUCGGUAAUUCUGUGCAGCGUAAUCAUCGCCCUGCACUACAACUUGCUCAAGAAAAGAAGUUGGCGAAAACUCUCUUAAUGAUAAUCGGUGUAUUUGUCGUAACAUGGCUGCCCUUUGAGGUCAUAAACAUCUAUAUCAUAGCAUGUAGACGAACUUCCUGCAAUCAACCCCACGUAAAUCCUGUAAUAAUUCCAAUACUGUACGUGACAGUAUUUUUACGAAUAAGCAACUCCUUCAUGAACUUUAUAGUGUAUUCACUGAGAAUGCCUGACUUCAAACAGCAACUCUGCAAAACGCUACAACCUUGCAGUAAUUUCUGCAUAAGUCGACAAGACACUUCACCUGAAGAAUGAUUCAGUUUCUAAUUUAGGAGAACACCAAAAGAGAAUGAGAGCAGGGUUCUGCUGCCUGCAGUAUAAGAAGAGCAAAAGACAGUCUUAACGAGCGCGAAAGAGAAGUUGCUCAGGUCGACACCUUAACUUUCAAAACAGGCGAACUCUUCUAAAAACUCUCCAGUCGGUGAAACGCAACCUUUUGCACAUUUCCCUUUGAUGAAUCAGGGGCACCCAACGACGGUUUCCUCCUAAAGACAUUGAAACACUUUGUAGGCUUUCUAAGCGGCGCUAAACUGAAAAUUUGUAUCUGUUCGGUCAUCCUAGGGGAACUAGAGUCAUCGAAAUUACAAAGGCUUGAGUAUUAUUUUCCCGAAAAUUUUAGAUGCAAUUUGACGUAUUACGAAAGUGAGACGAUUCCUCUCUCCAUGGCAUUUUUGAAUCCGAAAGUCUUAGGUUUCCUUUUUUACUUCAGAAAAUCGUAGGGAAUUUAUUAGAUAAGCUUCGAAAAUUGUACAUGAAUGGAAAAGUCAUCUAGACCUUUUAAGCCAUCUUCAAGUAAUCGGAAAAUUCUAGGCAAUAUUUGCUUCUCCGAACCGAUAAUUUACAGAAAACACUCGUUGCGUGCCCGGCCCCGACGAAUGCAUAUAUUUGUUAUUUUAUUUGAUAAUUAGGUUAGUUUGACUUAUUUGCUCAGAGUUUUCAAACAUUCAUUAUUGUUUAGUCCUACUGGCGUUAAUAUAAUUAUAAAUUAGGCUUCUCUCAGUGGUAGUGGGAGAGGAUCAUAUAGUCAAACCGGCCGUAUAUCGGCCAUGCGGUUACCCUGCAUAUUACGGUCACAGGACUGAACUUUCCGAAAAUUUUGCCUUCUCAGUAUUCUGUUAGCUUGACCUUUUCACAACGGUCACCAGUGAAUAAAACGGACGCGGUCUCCGACCCUUUUAAAAGACUUUCCGCCGAAUGCAUGAUUUUUUAUUAUUUUUUACCUGUAUAUAAAGGUCAACGAAUUGGAUUGCCAUUAAUCCAUUAGCGAAUCAUAACCAAAGCUUAUAUUCAACAGCUCACAACAUUGUAGCUACCAGUGAGGAGUCUCUCUUCCCCAAAUACAAAUAUCAUACUUAACUACACGACUACAAACAAGCGAGGAACUUCUCCAAAGCAAGCUAGGAGAUUGGAAAUCAGCCAAUAGCGAAACAAGAUUUAUGAAUUAUUGCUCCGUCUACAUAUGGGUUCUGAAUGCCUCCUGUCCUUUUUUUCCCUUUUGGAGUAAAAACAGGACCCGUAGUGACUAUGUAAGCAAAACGUGAUUGUCUGCAAAUUUUCACUAACUAGCAGGUUCUCUUAUUGCCCUUUCGGAUCAUUCCUUCUUUCGCAAAUUGAAAUCAAGCCAAUUGUAUCACAUCAUUCACAUUUCGUCGGGAUAUGAUUUCAAGCCUGAGGGAGAAUCAUGCGGAGGCGUUCCAUAAAGCCCGAAAAUUGAAAAAUUAAAAGGAAGACAACAGUAAAAACAAAACAAAAGCCAGUUCGAAACUGAAAACAGAAACACCCUGAACACAGAAGAGAGUAAAUAAACAAUGUAAAUAAGAAAACAGCCACGCUCGGUCUUCGCCGUCUCCGGAGUUCGGUCACUGAUUCUCCCCAAGGGAAUGCCUUAAUCAGUCUUAUUCGAGUAACUAUGGUAACAAAAUGAAGUAGACAGCCGUGACACAGCCACUUUAAUAGGGAGCUUAAGCAACGACGACGGCGACGGCAACGAGAACGGCAAAAAAGCAAUAGAGUGUUUCACUCACGUGGCCAGCAUCUAUGAAAAUUUAUUGGAACAAAAGAAAGCGUUUGCAUAAGAAAAGAGUUCAACCCCCAGAGGAUUGGUUUGGGACACCAACAUGGCCGCCGUUUAACACUAAUAUGGCCACCGUGACGUCAUGUGAAAACACUCUAUAGGUUUAGAUUAGCAAAACAACAACUUUUUGUACAAUUCUUAGCAGUCGCUGCACGACCACAACGUGAAAGUGCCUCAUUUCACGUUUCGUCGAGGGCGGGAACACAAAUCAACAACCUUCUUUUCUUUUCCUGAACUUUGAUACAGUCUUUUAGAAUUCAACUCCAGCAAAAAAUUACCAACAUUUGAUGACUGAACGGGAUGGAAGAAACGCGAUAAAGUCUGAAACAGCGCGACUUCACUUUUUAAGUGACUUCUUCGAAGCCGUCGCCGUCGAAGUGUUACUUAAGUUAUUGUUGGCGUUAGCAUGACGUUUAAGGUCAUGCCAAAUGUUAUCACGCUUAAGAGUUUAUUACACAUUUAAGGCCAAAUGUUAUUACAUUUAGGACUUUAUUACACUUUUUUAGGGUAACAUUUUAUUACAUUUCGGACUUUAUUACAUUUGGGGUCGUUUAUUACAUUAAGGCCUUCUACAUUUAGGACGCCUGGAAAUUCAACUAAACUACUGUGGUAAUUUAACAUUCAAUUUGUUUAAGCCUUCCACCGGAUGGGAUGGGAGUUCCGAUGACAAAUCGAUAAGUGAGUGUCCCUGGUGAGCGGAAGAACUUACACAUGACCGACUGACCGAUAUAAACACUAAUCAAGGAGACCCGACUACACACAAUUUUUACAAACUAUUUUUAUUCAAUAUGAUUCAAAGCUCUUUACAAAUGCAUUAGUGGUAAGUUUGUGAUCAAAAUGAUACGGGGGUUACUCCAGAGGCGCGUCAGUGACUCUCACAACCAAAUAAGUACUUUGUUAUAUACUUUAUAUCUGUGUGAUUUACUCGUUCACUUCACAAUUCUUCAACUUCCUUAGCAACGUCCUUCCUCAAAUUAACCUUCUUCUUGGUAGUUCUCUUGCUUACUCUUUUUCUAUAACUGCUUAGUCCUUCUUCUAAAAGAUAAGUAUUUUCCGAGGGACAUCAAGUCAGGAGACAUGAUGUCCCAUUCUCAAAAACCUUAUUUACUCAAGAACACACGAAAUGGGAAAGUCUUAACUUAGUUACAGUCCUAAAGUCAUGGAAUGCAGAAAGAGUGAUUUAAAGGUACAUGGGGGUGUAGAUGGGAGUUACCCUUGGUUAGUAACCAACUAAAGAACGACGCACAUGUUCUGAUUCCGUGCGUGAUGCAGGGAAGCACACUUUUUAAUAUUUAUUCUUCUAAAUAAAGAGUUCAUUAGCAAAUGUGUUUUAUAUCUUAUUUCAUACUUAUAAUGAACAGUUAAAAUGUUCCAGAACCUAAAAAGCUUCCUACAACGAUAUAUGUCAAUAUUCAUUUCAACUUGAUCAGAUAACACCAGGAGCCGAAAUCGGCUCCAGCUGGUGGCCACUAGGUUUUCUUUUCGCCUGGCGCCGGGCGCAGCCCGGAUCCAGGCCAGUCCGGUGUCCAAAAAAGUAGGGGGCUUGACGUCUUGGUCGGUACCGGCUGGAUAGCCCAGGGACUGCCCUAACAGUGGGUGAGUGGAUCGGGCCUUGGGUUCAAAAGUAGUGGGGUAGGGAGGGGGCUGUUUUGACACAACCCCUUCAGUAAGCAGCAGUGUUCAGUGGAGGCUUUGACUAGCGUAUACCUUGGUCUUAAUUUGCCCUAGCCAGCUGAAUCAGGCCUCUGCUGAGAAUGAUUAUCAUGAUAAUUGCAGAGCACAGUGGGAGGUGCAGACAGUCACUCAUUGUCCUGGGUGGGGAGGGUCAAAGUUUUGGUACCAAGGACACCCUUAGCAUAGGACCUUUAGCCACUCACUGAAGCCAUGUUUUCAUAAAUCCAGACAGAUAUAUAUUCCGAAAAGACGCUUGGGCUUUUCCUUUUAACAGUGUUCCGGUUUUCUGGCGUAUUCCGCGUUAUCGAAAUAUGUGAUCCGAUGAUCUUGUGGUUCGUAUUUUCAUUUAUCUCGUUUUUUUGUUAAAUGACAUUCAGUUGAGUGGAAUUAAGAUAGAUAUAAAUACACGCCAAUAGACUUUGCGAAUCAAAUCUAAAUUCACGCAAUCAGGAAGUCGAAUAUCAUUUACAUGAAUUUGCAUUUGCUUUCGCCAAAAUACGAUUCUGGAAGCCAUCGUUAGGCGUUAAAACCUCAAGACACAACUCGCUUGCCUUUCAAGUCAUAUACAGCAGAGAUGGAAGGAAUAGUAGUUCUGUGUUUCUUUUACGCUUUACUUGCGGUGCUAGUAACUGCUGUUAGCAUUCUUACAAUCGCAGUAUUUUCAAGGAAGAAACUUCGUCGAAGGUCAACUAGCUUUCUCCUCAUCGGCUUAACCGUGGCGGAUCUGUUAAUAGGAACGCUAGUUCUCCCUCUUUUCAUAACAAUCACCUUGACUCACCAGUCGCCUGAAGUGAGACUUGCCAGCUAUUACUUGGACAUCAUAACUGGGUUGGCAUCGAUCUUUACUAUCGCCGUGAUUUCCUUGGAGAGAAUGUGUGCCGUCUGUUUUCCUUUCCGCCACCAAAUGCUCAGCCGUUGCACCUACAUCGUUGCCGUCUGCGUACCAUGGAUUCUAGCGAUUAGUGGUUUAAUUAUGGUCAAGGUUCUUGUCAAGGAUCACCGCUUUACUAGCGUCUUUUUCAUAUCGUCACUCGUUUUGCCACUUGUAAUAAUCUUCACCUCGUAUUCUGUCAUUUGGGUAACGCGACACCGGUCUUCUCUACAAGAAGAACAGGAGCGAAAACUGGCAAAAACUUUGUUGAUUAUAAUUGGCGCUUUCGUUGUAACAUGGCUGCCAUUUCAGGUCAUAAACACUUACAUAAUCGCCUGUAGAUAUUCGGAUUCUUGCGAAUAUCCUCCAGUGGUAAUCAUAUACAUUGCAGUGUUCUUACGACUAAGCAACUCAUUUUUGAACUUUAUGGUAUAUUCACUGAGAAUGCCCGACUUCAGAGAACAGCUUCGGAAACUUUGCCCGACUAUGCAGGGAAAGAAUUUACUAAGACGCGCGUCUGAAAAUGAAAAUAGGGAGUCUGACGGGCAGGAGGGCGGAAGGAAG
Porites lobata is the source of this 5876-nucleotide messenger RNA. The record is from the annotation of a GenBank genome assembly. Lineage: Eukaryota; Metazoa; Cnidaria; Anthozoa; Scleractinia; Poritidae.